AUGUCUGCCAACGAACGCGCUAUGAUCCAGAAACGAGAGCUUCCGCUCUUUAUCACUAAAGAACUCUGCGCAGGCCGAACUUAUAUCGUCACUGGUGCCAAUAUCGGCCUUGGGCUAGAAGCUGCUCGCCACUUAGUCGGCAUUGGGGCCGAAAAAGUCAUUAUGGCAGUGCGCAAUCUUGAUGCCGGCGAGGAGGCUAAAAAGGACAUUGAGGAGUCAACGGGAAUCAAGGGCGUUGCUGAGGUCUGGCAUCUAGACCUCACUAGUUUCGCAUCUGUCCGUGGAUUUGCUUCCAAGGGCAUUGAGACACUUGGGCGCAUCGAGGCUGUCAUUGAAAAUGCGGCUGUUGCCACCAACGCUGGGAGGGCGGAAGGCCACCACUUAACAUUGACAGUUAAUGUUAUCAGCACCCUUCUUCUGGCCAUUCUUCUGCUUCCUAAACUGCGCUCAGAUGCGUCCAAGUUUGGAUAUAAUCCACGCAUAAGCAUUGUCACUAGCGGUACUGCUCUUGAUUUAGGAGGAUAUUGGCCAACAAUUGCCGAGGAUUCGAUGGCGAACAUGGAUGCAGAUAAUGAUUUGGGAAUGAAGAGCUAUCCUGCAUCGAAAUUGAUGGAGAUCUUUGCAGUCCGUGAGAUUGCAAAGCUACUUCCGAUUGCUCGCGGCGGUGUAAUCAUUAACUCAAUCAACCCGGGCCUAUGUGUGACUAACCUCUCACGAAACGCACCACAGGAACUCAAGGAUCGCUUAAAGGACAUGUGGGAAAAGAGUGGUCGAACUGCUGAAUGCGGUAGUCGGACACUUCUAGCCGGAGCCGUUGGAGGCAAAGACAGCCACGGCUCCUAUAUGGAUGACUGCCAAGCCUGGGAUAGCAUUGUCAGAGAGCUUGAGAAAAUUGAGCCAGGCUCUGUUUCAAAGGCUCUCGAGUAAGAUUGCAAAAAGCCGAUAAGACAGAUACAUAGUCUUGUAUGGGUUUCAUAAGGCCGAUUGAAUACCUCCAUAGUGAGAGACUCUGUAGUAUAAUGCCAAACUUUCCUUUUCAUAAAAAUCGUUGAUCCAAGGGAAUUUUGAUAGAGCUCCCAUCAUGCCUCCCCAAGUGUCUAGUUGCAGCAUCUGCAUUAUUUCCCAAGUCUUGGGGAUGAGCCAGGUGUCAUGGCUGGGAUCUUGUAAAAUAACAGCAG
Molecule: messenger RNA, 1178 nt
Organism: Trichoderma asperellum CBS 433.97
Lineage: Eukaryota; Fungi; Ascomycota; Sordariomycetes; Hypocreales; Hypocreaceae
Source: RefSeq, a predicted model, not a curated record